This is a messenger RNA of Carica papaya (papaya), 2120 nucleotides long. RefSeq lists its product as uncharacterized. Gene Ontology annotation, cellular component: SAGA complex. Gene Ontology annotation, biological process: regulation of transcription by RNA polymerase II. The record is from RefSeq and is a predicted model, not a curated record. Lineage: Eukaryota; Viridiplantae; Streptophyta; Magnoliopsida; Brassicales; Caricaceae. Gene Ontology annotation, molecular function: transcription coactivator activity.
UUACAUAUACAUAAAUGGCUUCCAUCAAAAAACCAAAAAAACCCACACGCCCCUCUCUAAUAAAAAUAAAAAUAAAUAAAAACAAGAAAAUUCAUAGCCGAUUCGAAUAGUGCCCUCGAACGAAUUUACCAGGUUUUUUUCUGGUUAAGUUCCAGUUAAUAUUAGCGUUUUAAUCAGUUCGUGGGAGAUUGCUAAAUUUGUCUUCGAGCUAAAUUUCUAUCUAGGUUUUAUUUGUUCGAGUAUCGGAACUUGGAAAUUGUGUGCAUUUGUGUCUUUCCUGAUUUUAUAUUGAUGGUAUAUGAUAAAUAUGCUGAUGGAAAGAAUGUUGGUGAUUAGGGUUUAUGUUUUUGAUUGAAGAGAGUGGUUUUUCUAGCAUCUGGGAUUUUCUUGGAAGUUGAAGAUUUUGAUGAAGAAUUUGAUCUGGUGAAUUUUGAGAAGAUGAUGCCCAGUCAAAAAUUUUCUCGUAUUGACAGUUUGGAGAUAAGAUCUCUGAUUAUUCGAAGGAUUGGGCAUCAAAGAGCAGAGAAAUACUUUGAUCAACUGAGGAAAUUGUUUAGCCUGAAGAUUAGCAAGAGUGAGUUUGAUAAGUUUUGCAUUAGAAUCAUUGGGAGGGAAAAUAUCCCUCUUCACAAUCAGCUUAUCAGAUCAAUUAUCAAGAACGCUUGUGUUGCAAAGGUUCCUCCUGCUAGAAGUGUUGGAAAGGUGGGAAGUAAUCUCAGUGUAAAACUUGGUAAUGGAUACCAGAGGAAUUGCCUUCAAUCACUUUAUGGUGAUGCCUUUCCUCCUUCCCCUCGCAAGGGCAGGUCUCCCGUUAAUCGGGAACGCAAGUUCAGGGAUCGCCCCAGUCCACUGAGGCCGCUAGGAAAGCCUCAAAUUGUUACAUGUGAUGAAUCAGUUUCCAAGGCGCAAGAGCAACAGAGUGCUACUGAAUUGGUUUCGCUUGGUAGCAGACCCCCAGUUGAAGUUGCAUCUGUGGAAGAUGGAGAAGAGGUCGAGCAGGUUACAGGAAGUCCAAGCAUUCAGAGUAGAAGUCCAGUUACUGCUCCGCUUGGUGUUUCCAUUAACUUUGGUGGAAGUCGAAAGUCUCUUUCUAAUUCAGGUUUCUGUAGUAUUUACCAUCAUGACACAUGUCAAAACAGUGGUGAGCUACCUGAUACGAGAUCUUUGAGAAGUCGUUUAGAGCGAAAAUUGGAGGAGGAGGGUAUGAACAUUUCAGUAGAUUGUGUUAAUCUGUUGAAUAAUGGGUUGGAUACCUACUUGAAACAAUUGAUUGAGCCCUGUAUGGCUCUGGCUGGAUCUAGAUGUGGAAAUGAGCACUUAAAACAAGUGAGUGGCCACUUCAUGCCUGGUCUCAAUGGAAUGUUACCUGGGAGACACAUGCAAAGACCUGUUUAUGCAUCCAUGUCAGAUUUUUGUGCAGCAAUGGCAUUGAAUCCACAAAUACUAGGAGGAGAUUGGCCUAUACAGCUUGAAAAAAUAUGCUUGCGGGCUUCAGAAGACUAAAGUCUUAGCUCAUAAACUGGCGGUAUAUGGAUUCAUCCAACAUGAUUUCAUGGAUUUAGUCACAGUUAGUGAAUGAUUCAGUUUCUUGAAUUUAUUCUUACUCAUAUCGUGGUCUUCUGAUGUGGAGCCGUGGAGUGUCACAAGGCAUUGUCCAGAGGAAUAAACUGUAGAAGUAGCAGGGAUCAAGUGGAAAAGGUCAUGUUCAAAUGUCAGUGUUGAUUAUUACUGGGAACGGGGGCAUGUUUAUAGGGUAAAUGUACAAUUCUAGAUACACCUGAGCCCCAUGAUAUAUCUAGAGUUUAACACCAUUCUUCAGUCAACAUCUUGUUUUUCUUUUGUCUUUUGUCCUUUUUCUUUCUUUUUCUCCCUAAUGUACCAAGUUUUGAGUAAAAGAAAGCAUAUUUUAGUUCUGAGUGGUCAGAAAUUCUUCGGUAGAUUUUUAACUAGGAAUGGACUUCUUUUUCUUUUUUCAACUAAAUGGCAUUAUUUUGGACUGCCUUGUUCUUUUUUCAACUAAAUGGCAUUAUUUUGGACUGCCUUGUUCUUUUUUCUCCCUGCCUGGUCUUGUGCUGCAAGAUACCAAUCAGGUACCAUGAAUACAAUGUUCUCUUAGAAAA